AUGGAGGAGAACAUCAACGGCACCUACCUCAACACGAACAGCUACUCAAUCAACGCUACGUACUGCACGCCCAAGACCGGAAAGAAGGACAACUCGUCCUUGAUCACUGCCGUCCACGGCAUUGGCUUUAACUCGCAGUACUGGAACUUUGCCUACGCUCCCGAGUAUUCGCUCGUCAACCAGGCUACCUCUGCCGGUUAUGACAUCCUCCUCUACGAUCGACUGGGCACUGGUGGCAGCAGCACCCCUACGAAUGGUCUCGACGAACCCCAGGCUGCCACUGAGGUUUCCAUCUUGGCUGGUAUUCUUCAGCGAGCUCGUAACGGAACUCUCAUCAACGGCACUUCCUUCGACAGAGUUGUCGCUGUCGGACACUCCUACGGUUCCAUUCAAGUCCAGGCUCUUACUGCACAGGCUCCUGAGCUCCUUGACGGUGCCGUCCUGACCGGAUACUCUACUUCCACUGCUAGCAUCGUUCAAUUCCUCCUCGGCGCUGCCUUCGAGCCUGCUGCCCGUGUUCUGCCCAACACCUUUGCUUCAAAGCCCCGCGUCUGGCUCGCUGCUGGCUCCAACGCCUCAAUUGUGCAAAACUUCCUCUGGCCACCCAACUAUGCUCAAGGCGCCUUCGAUGUAGCCUACGCCGGUGGUGAUACGGUCUCUCUGGGUGGCCUCUUCAGUCUUGCGUCCGUUACCGCAAAUGCUACUCGCUUUACUGGACCACUCUUUGUGCUCACCGGUGAGCGUGACUUGCCCUUCUGCGGUAACGACUGUACGACCGGCGACAAGGUCACCUCGGUGCAGCAACUCUACCCCGCGACUUCCAACUUCACCUCGAAGCUCGUCAAUGAGACCGGACACGGCCUGACUGUGCACUACACUGGUCCUCAGAGUCAGAGGGACAUUGUCCAAUUCUUCAUCGACAAUGGCCUUUGA
Microstroma glucosiphilum is the source of this 933-nucleotide messenger RNA. Its product is annotated as alpha/beta-hydrolase. The record is from RefSeq and is a predicted model, not a curated record. The coding region runs from base 1 to 933 and encodes 310 amino acids. The transcript has a single exon. NCBI's taxonomy places the organism in Eukaryota, Fungi, Basidiomycota, Exobasidiomycetes, Microstromatales, Microstromataceae.